AUGAAUCACCUGACUGCGCUCUUCAAGGUGAUGUGGCGUCAAGGAGAAGUCCCGCAGGGUUUCAAAGACGCAACCAUCGUGCAUCUCUACAAGCGGAAAGGGAAUCGCCAAGUCUGCGACAAUCACCGCGGCAUCUCCCUGCUGAACAUCGCCGGGAAGAUCUUCGCCCGCAUCCUUCUCAACCGUCUCAAUAAUCAUUUGGAACAGGGCCUUCUGCCGGAAAGCCUGUGCGGCUUCCGUCGUCAUCGUGGGACCACGGAUAUGAUCUUCGCAGCCCGCCAACUUCAGGAGAAGUGCCAGGAGAUGCGGACCCACCUGUACUCUACCUUCGUGGACCUGACGAAAGCCUUCGACACGGUGAAUCGUGGAGGACUGUAG
Spirometra erinaceieuropaei is the source of this 378-nucleotide messenger RNA. NCBI's taxonomy places the organism in Eukaryota, Metazoa, Platyhelminthes, Cestoda, Diphyllobothriidea, Diphyllobothriidae. The record is from the annotation of a GenBank genome assembly.